UGGUGUGCAGUGCAAUUGAGCGCCUAGUAAUUGAUUGAUAUACUUUAUAUUUCUAACUUUGACGUACUUACCAGGGUGACUCUACCACGGUACGCUGUCCUGAAUAUCCCGUGAGACGGCUGCCUAGAUUGAAAUGAUACCAUUGCUUACAACUAUAAGGGGAGGUUUGGUAGAAACAAGAAAAAGCGACUACACAAUCCAUAUUGUCUUGAAUUGUGAUUGCCGGUUUGUCACAGAAGCUAGGCUGACAAUCACGAAUUCAAAGUUGCCCCUCAUUCUGUUAUUACCCCAGGUCACCUUGGAUGUCGCGCAUCCCAAAGGACAACGAUAUUCUACUCAACUACCUACUUGAUAAGGUAGUCGAGCGGAACAAUUAAUGCAUGGAUUACAUGCAUAUUCCGUUUCUAACAUCGCGUGUUCACGAGAUCGGAAAGCGAUGAUGACCAACAGAAAAAUUUAGCCCAAGCUCCAGCUCAAGCGCAAGACAAAAUCAGACCAGGCGCAGACGACAAAAAAAAGUUUUCCCCUUCAAUCAAGCGCUUCCGAAAACAAAUCAGCCCUCUUGUCAGCGAAAUCAGAGCAGACAAGUAAAUUGGUGUAAUGGGAAAGGAGAGGCUGCCAGCUUCUGCGCAGCGCAUCUCUACAUCCAGAAGCAGAGAACGAGGAAAUAAUAGAGGUGGUGUUGAAGGCGGUGGUGAAGGGACAGCAGCCAUUCAGGGGAGAGGCCAAAGUCGCGGUUCUGGUUGCGUGGUGGUUGACGUGGGCGGGACCGAGACGGGGGAUGCUGGGGCUGAUGCGACGGGGUGGGAUGUACCGCAUUCAACGGCAACGACAGCUAGAGCUACAACGAUCACUACAACGAGCGAACCCUCGCGUACGAAGAGUACACGGAUAAACACAAGGACUGAGUUUACGUUUGCGGACACCAGAAGUGCUAGGGGAGAGGAGAAGGAAGCUGGACCAGCUUAUUUGGGAGACCAGGGAUUGGAUUCUGGAUUCAAGGCAAGCUGGACAUUCCAGCAAGAGCAGCUUGAGAACAAGAGUCCAGGACACCAAUACGAGACUUCUACCUCUACCUCCGACGCAGCAUCAUCGCAAAUCCUCAUACGUCCACUCAAUCCCUCCCAAGACGCUCCACAAACUCCCCAGCCCCCGCAACUACCCCGCCAGUCCCCCGAUCCACACCCGCAACCACAGCGCUACGUCCUGAAAUUCGACCGACGCCUCCUCGAGAGAUCGCAGGCGCGAGAAAGGGAGCAGAGGAAAGUCAUUGAGGAGCUGCUGCAGAGGCAGAGGGACGAGGCGAUCUGUGUUAGUGAGUUGGUUAGGGAGAGGGAUUGUGAGAUUAUGCCUAGCUUGGAGGGGGCGUUGAGUUUGAGGAGUGGAAGGGCGAGGGGGGGAUGUGCUGGUGGGGAGAAUGAGAGGGAUAGAGAAAGGGGGAGGGGAAGGGGGAGGCUUGUGAAUGGGAUUGGGGCUGGAGAGAGGGAUACGAAAGUCAAUGGUACCAUGGGUGUGCAGAGGGUUGGGAGGAAUGGGAGAAGGGCGAGGGAUAACAAGGAGAAUAAAGUCAAUGGGAACGGGAAUGCGAAUGCGCCAAAUGGAAUCCAUGAAGAAGAUCUCAGAGAUACGAUCGCCAUCCCUCUCGAACCUAGCAAACCUUCCAAGCCAAAGAAGAUGGAGCUUGAGCUCCGCAUCGACGAUAAGUCCAAAGACAAAGACAAGGAGGCCCUGGAGCGUAACAUCAACAACGUCAUUUUCGGUGAAGUGACUUUCAAAGCUUGGUAUCCGUCGUGGUACCCCAAAGAGAUAAUCGGAGAGAAAGCUCUUGCGGGUGAUAAGGGCGGGAUCGUGGUUAACGAGUUGUAUGUUUGUCAGAGGUGCUUUGGGUAUGGGAAGGUGCUGGUGGAGUGGGUAAAGCAUUGUAGAUGUUGUGAGAGAGAGGUCCCUGGACGGAAGAUCUAUGUGCAUGGUGGGUGGAGGGAGGAUGACAGUCCGAGGCCGGCUGUGGGCGAGUGGAGUAUUUGGGAGGUUGAUGGAGGUGUUGAGACUAUCUUCUGCCAAAACCUUUCCCUCUUCGCCAAACUCUUCCUCGACAAUAAAUCCGUCUUCUUCGACGUCUCAGGCUUCAACUACUUCCUCCUCGUCUACACCCCCCCUUUCAACUCCCCACACAACACAUCCAGCACCCCACAAAAACAAAUCGUCGGCUUCUUCUCCAAAGAAAAACUCUCCUGGGACAAUAAUAACCUAGCAUGCAUCCUCAUCUUUCCACCCUGGCAGCGCAAAGGCCUCGGCGCCCUCCUCAUGGGCAUUUCAUACUCCAUCGCUAGACGCGAACAGAUCCUUGGCGGGCCAGAGAAACCUAUUUCUGAGCUGGGCAGGAAGGGAUAUAAACGAUUCUGGGGGGCGGAGAUCGCGAGAUGGAUUCUAGAGAGGCAGGAGAGGAGGAUGAAGGGAAAGAAGGGGAGGGGAAAGAGGGAGGAGGUGGGUAUAAAGUUGUUGAGUGAGGAGACGUGGAUCGCGCAGGAGGAUUGUCUGGCGGUGUUAAGGGAUAUGGGUGUUGUUGAACGGAUGGGGGGACGUGGGAGGGUGUCGGGUGGAGAUGUGGAUGGGGAAGCUGGUGCUGCAGAGAGGAAUGGGAAGGGGGUGGUGAAGGUGAGGAUUGACAAGGAGGCUGUUAGGAGGUGGUGUGAGAGGGAGAGGAUUAAGCUUGAGAGGGUGGUUGGUGAGGAGGGUUUUAUACCGGGGUAUGCGGAGAAGGUUGAGGAGGAUGGCGAGGAAGAGGGAGGUGAGGAGGAAGAGGAAGAAGGAGAGGGUGAGGUGGACGAGGAGGGUGAUGAGGAGAUGGAUGGUUGAACCAAUUGCAUUGCAUGAUAAGAGAGAAAAACCUUGUAUGAUCAUGGCGAGGCUUUUAUUGCCCGGGGAGUUCUACGCCAGGAAAAGCUCAUAUGCACAAACAUGGAAUGCCUGCACAAUGCAGAGACUAUAGCAGCACACCGACGCAGCGGAUGGAGAGAGAAUAUGAUAGGAGAUUGAUACCCCGCGCUUCGCUGUUCGCAGACGCAGACGCAGAAGAAUAAGAAGUCGAGAAUUCGAGAAUAGAUGAUCAGGCAGCUGGCUGGUCAGAGAGGACGAGGACCAAAACUGCCUCACGCAUCUGAUAUUUACAUACGAAUAGUAAAUGCGCUAUACUUAAAAAAAAAUAAAAACGCACAUUGAUGAC
This is a messenger RNA of Cadophora gregata, 3223 nucleotides long. RefSeq lists its product as uncharacterized. The record is from RefSeq and is a predicted model, not a curated record. Gene Ontology annotation, biological process: regulation of DNA-templated transcription. Lineage: Eukaryota; Fungi; Ascomycota; Leotiomycetes; Helotiales; Ploettnerulaceae. The coding region runs from base 601 to 2856 and encodes 751 amino acids. The transcript is spliced from 2 exons. Gene Ontology annotation, molecular function: histone acetyltransferase activity.